AUGGCCGACUCAGUCACUGCCUCCCAGCAGUCUGCGCCUGGCUCUCAGCUUCCGCCUCCUAGUGCACAACCAGCGACACAGUCAACAGAAGCUCCCACUUCAUCGGCAGAGACGGUGACGGCAUCGAAUAAUCAAUCAGGUGGCGACGACGCCAGGAACACAGCCGACCGUGAUAUUGACCUUGGAGGCGCCGAUCCAAUAGAUGAUGGUAUCGACAACGACAUUAACAUGAACAACGCCGAAGACAUGUCUGCAGCCAACGGAACAAAUGAUGCGGGUGUGCCUGCAAAUCCCGUUGCGACGCUUGCAAGUGCUGCAGCGCCGCCUUCGAAAAAGGAGAGCAGUUUACGGGAGUUUUUGGGCAAGAUGGAUGAUUAUGCACCUAUUAUCCCAGACGCCGUAACCGCUCACUACCUCACAGUCGCCGGUCUUCCACCCCCAGGCAAUGGCCCGAAUCAAACCCCACCACAUCUCGCACGCCUUUUGGCACUUGCAACUCAAAAAUUUGUUGCAGACAUCGCAGCCGACGCAUACCAAUACUCGCGCAUCCGCGCCUCCAACAGUUCAAGUGCAAAUAAUCCAAUGGGCGGCCUGAAUGCUGCUGCAGGUCUGAGUGCGCCCACUGGAGCAGGUGGCGGUGCAGGUGCAGGUGGUGCUGGAGGUGUAGGUGGAGACGCAGGGAAGAAGGGUGGUGUUGCCAAUACACAUUUGGGCAUUCAGAGACCUGGUUUUGGUGGUGGUGGACAGGGCGGUUCGGGGCAGGGACGAACUGUGCUUACAAUGGAGGAUUUGGGGAUGGCUGUUUCUGAGUAUGGGGUCAGUGUUAAGAGGGGGGAGUUUUAUCGAUAG
Molecule: messenger RNA, 849 nt
Organism: Talaromyces marneffei
Lineage: Eukaryota; Fungi; Ascomycota; Eurotiomycetes; Eurotiales; Trichocomaceae
Exons: 2
Coding region: 1-849 (282 amino acids)
Biological process (GO): transcription initiation at RNA polymerase II promoter
Cellular component (GO): transcription factor TFIID complex; nucleus; SAGA complex
Molecular function (GO): RNA polymerase II general transcription initiation factor activity; promoter-specific chromatin binding
Source: RefSeq, a predicted model, not a curated record